Messenger RNA from Drosophila miranda, 620 nucleotides. Its product is annotated as BTB/POZ domain-containing adapter for CUL3-mediated RhoA degradation protein 3-like. Lineage: Eukaryota; Metazoa; Arthropoda; Insecta; Diptera; Drosophilidae. The transcript has a single exon. The coding region runs from base 24 to 620 and encodes 198 amino acids. Gene Ontology annotation, biological process: protein homooligomerization. Gene Ontology annotation, molecular function: protein binding. The record is from RefSeq and is a predicted model, not a curated record.
UUCAUGCCAAGCAGUCUGAAGCCAUGUCCGGUGAUCAGAAAGUGCUGUUAAAAGGGCAUUCGUCUCAGUAUGUCAAGCUGAAUGUUGGUGGUCGCUUAUAUUAUACUACAAUCGGAACACUGACGAAGCAUAAUGAUACAAUGCUAAGCGCUAUGUUUAGUGGUCGCAUGGAGGUGCUAACUGAUUCAGAAGGUUGGAUACUAAUAGAUCGCUGUGGAAACCAUUUUGGAAUCAUACUCAACUUCUUGCGCGAUGGCAGUGUCCCAUUACCCGAAACUAACAAAGAAAUAGCUGAGCUACUUGCAGAAUCAAAAUACUACUGCAUUACCGAGCUUGCAUUGUCAUGUGAACGGGCACUAUAUGCACACAUUGAGCCAAAACCUAUUUGCCGCAUUCCAUUGAUAACUUCGCAAAAAGAGCAACAACUUCUAAUCAGCGCGUCUUCGAAACCGGCAGUUAUUUUAGUGGUGCAGCGACAAAACAACAAGUAUUCAUACACAAGCACAUCCGAUGACAAUUUAUUAAAAAAUAUUGAACUUUUCGACAAGCUCUCUCUGCGUUUCAACAAAAAAAUUUUAUUUUUAACACAAAAAUUUUGUUAUUUUUAUAACCGAAACUAA